GUGUGCAGACAGCCAGCAGGUCGUCCUCGCUGUAGGUCGUCGCCUCCACGCCAGCAGCCGGGGCUUCCUGCUCACGGUGUCGGACGUCCUGGGUCUUGGCCAGAAGCUGCCGUACAGAUCCAAGAGAUCCCUGCUGGUGCCUCCGAUGAUCGUUACCGAGAACCAGAGAGCUCCCUUCCCCAGGAUCAUCGGCAGGUCUCAUGUGAUUUCGGCACAGAAGGUGGGGAACCAAAUCUUCCGACUGACGGGCCCCGGCGCCGACCAGGAUCCCAAAGGCCUGUUCACCAUCGACAUCGACACGGGAGACGUGUCAGUCAGCCGCUCGCUGGACCGGGAGGCCAUCGACUCCUACCUGCUGGAAGUAUCAACCACAGACUUUGCUGGAAACCUCAUCGAGGGACCGACCUCGCUCGUGAUCACAGUCAUUGACCAAAAUGACAACCGGCCCAUCUUCAAAGAAACGCGUUACACAGGAGAGGUGCUCGAGGGAUCCCCGACAGGGACCACGGUGAUGACGAUGACGGCGUUCGAUGCCGACGACCCCGGCACGGAUAACGCCGUGUUGCGCUACAACAUCGUCAGACAGUCGCCGGACAAACCGUCGCCGAACAUGUUCUACAUCGACGCGGAAAGAGGCGACAUCGUCACCGUCAUCUCUCCGACGUUACUCGACAGAGAGACGUUGCCGACCACGACGUACGAGUUGGAGAUCGUGGCCAAGGACAUGGCAGGAAGUGAGGUGGGCCUAACAGGAACAGCCACGGCCACCAUCACCAUCACAGACAAGAACGACCAUGCCCCUGAGUUCACACAUCCGCUGUUUGAGGCUCACGUGUUCGAAGGCUCGACGGGCGUCGUGGUGAACCUGACGGUAGACGACAGAGACGAUCCGGCCACGGGGGCCUGGAGAGCCAUCUACUCCAUCAUCAGCGGAGAUCCCAUGCAGAGCUUCGAGAUCCAAACCAACCCGGACAACAACGAGGGAAUGCUGUCGGUCGUCAAGCCCCUGGAUUACGAGGCCACCAUGUUCCACACGCUAUACAUCAAAGUGGAGAACGAGGAUCCUCUGGUCCCCGACGUGGGCUACGGCCCCAGCUCCACGGCCACCGUCAGGGUCACGGUGGAGGACAUCAACGAAGGCCCGGUGUUCUUCCCGGACCCCCUGAUCGUCACCAGGAUGGAGAACAUCCCCGUGGGCAGCGUGGUGGCUUCACUCAACGCCACAGAUCCGGACACACUAGAGAUACAGAGCAUCAGGUACGCUGUUCUGCAAGACCCAGCAGGCUGGCUGAGUGUGAGUCCAGUCAAAGGAACUGUCAACACCUCGGCCUCGCUGGACCGCGAGUCUCCUUAUGUCCACGACAACAAGUACACAGCUGUCUUCACCGCCACAGACAACGGCAACCCGCCGGCCACAGGUACGGGCACGCUGAUCAUCUACCUGGAGGACUACAACGACAACGCCCCCUACGUGGUGCCGUCGGUAGCGCGGGUGUGCGAGGACGCCCACGACAUGAACGUGGCCAUCGUCGGAGGCUGGGACAAGGACCUGGCGCCCAACGCUGCACCCUUCAAGAUAGAGCUGGGAAAACAGCCCGGCCUAGACAAAACAUGGAAGGUCACCAGGGUCAACUCCACACACUCUCAAAUCAUGCUUCUGCACAGUCUGAAGAAAGCCAACUACCAGCUCCCGCUGCUCAUCACCGACUCAGGCGUGCCCCCUUUGUCCAACAACACAGAGGUGAAAGUUCAGGUGUGCAUCUGCAAGAAGAACAAGAUGCACUGCAGCUCGGCCCACUCCCACCGCGACAGCCUCCUGGUGCUGCUCGCGACGCUCCUGCUUGUCCUACUCUGCCUGUAGAUUCUGCUGAAACCUCCCGUAGCCCUUUUUUGCAACACUGAAAAGCAACGACUUAUCUCCCCCAUGCAACCCAGGCUUAGGAGAGAAGAAGAAGAAGAAGAAAAAAAAAGAAGAAGAAGCGAGAAGAAGUCUUCUCACCGCGACAAAUCAAACAAGAAAACACACACACUCCCCACAGGCACAACUGCUGUAUAACACCACUCUGCAUUUCUUUUUUUUUUUAAACACUUAUCCUCCUGCCGCUCUCAUCUCCUUCUCUUCAUCUUUCCUUGUUGCAUCUUUCCUUCCCUACUUGAAUCUUUUUUCUUUUCCCCCCUCCUCCCCUACCUCUCUUUCACUCUCUCUCUCGUCUUGCACUUCAUUCACCAUCGAUUAUUUCAUCUCUUUUUUACAGUUUCCAUCGUAUUCCAUUUUGGCACCUCACCGUUGCACUGGCAGGCAAAUACUGGGUAUUAGCAGCAUUCAUGGCAAUACGCCACAUCUGUAGGAGAUACUUGAAACAACAUGUAUAUUGAUAUUGCAACAAAACGAAAGCUAGAAAUCUAAUUCAUAUUGAACCACACCUUAAACCUACAGCCUUCCUCCUCCUGCCCCCCGGUUCCUUCUAUCCUUUUCUAUCUCCCCCUGUUGCCCCGUUUCUCCUCUCAUAGCUACCUCUUGUUUCUUUCUCCCCUCCCCGUGCAUAGACAUCACCCCACUAUCUAUCUGCCCCUCUCGUCUAUCUAUUGACCUCCCUCUGUCUCUCACCGGGCCAGAGAACACUGCAAAGGCUGAGCUACUGUCCUGGUCGGGGGGGAAGAGCAUUGACUUUUUUUUUGAUGUGUUCCUUUUUUUUUUUUUUUUGUUCUUUUUCUCGUCACAGACUGUGUUUGAUCUUGUUUCCCUCUUUAAGCGGAGAGAACAAAGCCCGUUUCCUUUGUCUGCAGUGGUUGUGGUCUUUUAGGACAAGGUGGUAGCCAUAAGCCUUCAAAGUCGGAAACUCUCUGGAGUCGUUUCUUCGAUUUGCUUCUGUUUUUAUUGCAUUAGUUGUCAUGGAGUGGAAAACAGUAUAUCUUUAUAGUAACGGUGUAAACCUUUAAAGAAAAAAGAAAAAAAAAAGUACUAUUAUAUAAAUAUUUUAUUUUUUACCAUUGUAUAAAUAUACAGUAUUGAUUAACUUAUGUACUUUGAUUGCAAGUUCUUUGGUCACCCACAAAGUGAGUACAUUUAAAAAAACAAAACAAAUAAAAAUAGGACAUUUUCUUUCUGUGAAUUUUAGGCACUAUUUCUAAUGCUAUUGAUGUGUUGACUAUUUUAUUGUAACAUCUUUUCUUUGUUUUUUUGUUUUUUUAUUAUUAUUAUUUUUUAAAUUUGUGAUUAAUUGCAGAAUCAGGAGUCUUGUUUCGAUGACUGCAUUUGUGUUUAGGUUCGAUUCUGUCUCCCGUCCAGUUCUGCCCUCUCUCCCGUUCUCUCUUCAUGUCUCACUCCAAGUCCCAAGAAGAUGCGUGAGAAGGAAACUCAAAGGCCGUGGUUUUUGGUGGAUAGUCUCGCUUUUUUUCUCUUGCACUCAUCUAAAGAACUUAGCGUGUGUGGGUUCGUUUGGAAGACCACCUUCAAGAAAAAGAUGACAUUUUGAAUAAGUUAUGUCUGUCUUUUGCACUAAUUUAAUAAAGCCGUUACUGAAAAUUCCCACA
Molecule: messenger RNA, 3534 nt
Organism: Stegastes partitus (bicolor damselfish)
Lineage: Eukaryota; Metazoa; Chordata; Actinopteri; Pomacentridae
Gene: cdh13
Product: cadherin 13, H-cadherin (heart)
Exons: 13
Biological process (GO): cell morphogenesis; multicellular organism development; cell-cell adhesion mediated by cadherin
Cellular component (GO): catenin complex; plasma membrane; adherens junction
Molecular function (GO): calcium ion binding; cadherin binding; beta-catenin binding
Source: RefSeq, a predicted model, not a curated record